CAUAAAAGUUCCUGGGACGUCUUCGCUGGAGCUUGUUGCUUUCUUGACAAUGGUCCAGCCAUGAAGGGCGUUGUUCCUCAAGGUGCGGUGGUAUUACUUCUUCUUCUUCUGGCUUCAUCUUGCCUGUCUCAGGAGACGUUAGAUGACAGCCAAACGAUUUUCGACUCUCCGGUAGAGGGUCCGACAGACCAAAUUCCGGAGAACUCUUCGAACCAGAGACAAUCACACUCGAGAUUAAAUCAAUCCAGACAACUCUUCCGUUACCGGAACAUUGGUCAAAAUUCCCUGGAUAACCAGAGGCGUUUUAAUUCUGUUGAUUCCAACCCGGAAGAAGGAGGCCUCCGACCAAAUUCCAGAAUUGGAUUCCUCAGGAGAUUAGACAGAUUCAGAAACCAGGAGAUUUCAUCCGGGCGUUCUAUUGGUCCCACCGAGGACGCCACUGGGUCUCAGCAAAGUCAGCAUUCAGACACUCUCUCUGUCAAUGGGGAAGUCUUACAUCAAGGCGGUAACAUAAACCCACUCAGACAAGUGUCGGGUAAUCAAAAUAACUUUGGCUUCACAGGCAAUUCUGGGCUGCAAAAUAACAAUGAACAUCAAGCUUUUCAAUCCCAGGUACAACCGUCAGAGACAACUGCCCUCACUUCUGGUGAUUUGACAGAAGAGCCAUUUUCACCUGAAGGAGGCGUUCAUGUGGUUGAGGCUACCCAGGUCGAUGGUGGAGACGCCCUCUUUCUCAACGAUGGAGGGACAUGGCAAGACCCCAACUCUUCACCGGUAGGCUUCGAUCAGUUUGAAGAGUCGCAGGAAUUAAAGGAAGCAACUGGUGAUGAUGAAGAGAGCAGUUAUCCAAGAGUUCGUCUGCAACCAGGCCCUAACAGGGGCAGGAAGCGCUUCCGCGGGCAAAACCGAAGGAGGCUAAUGAGACUGCGCAGGCCAUGGUUCCUUCGCAGGAAGAUGAGAUAUGAGACUCAGCAGGGCAAUCUAGCCUCAGAGGGUCAGGACAAUAUCAGUGGUGACCAGGGCAUUGAAUCUACAGAGAGAAUAAUCGACCCAUCAACCCUCCUAAAUCCAAGCGAAAAGGCCCAGAGGAUUCUUCUGUCCAGUGAAGGCUCAAACACUUUAGAAAGAACUGGAGACGAGAAUGCUGAAACGUCACCUAGUACUUACUUACCAGAUCCCCAGUCCAGUGCUGAAGGAUUCAGAGAGCAGAAAAGUCUAGGUUAUGAAAAUGAAUCAUCAAAUGUACAAGAGUUCUUCAGCAACAACGGUGCUCAAAACGAAAAUGAGUCCCAGGGACCACAAUACAAUACUGACAAUCAAAAUGAUUCUUUCAGAAGGUUCCCAAAUGCUAACAUUGUAAGACCUAGGCUUCGCAAACCCAGUUUUAUAAGAGGAAAUAAUGGUUUCAACAGAGGAAACUCUUUCAGUGAAGCAGAUGCAAGGUUUUCUGGAAACAAUGUUGGAAUUUCUGACUUCCAAACUGGACUGGGCACUCAGAACCAACCAAAUACCGACGCAGUAUCUAAUGACAGGGAAAGAUUUGACUCUGGCUCAAGAACAUCAAUCCCAGUAAGGUUUACAACCAAUCGCCAACAGUUUUCAAAUGCAGAGCAAAAUAUUAAUUCAGACUUAAACCAGUCAAACAGAAACAGAUAUGCCCCCUCCAAACCACAAGAAUUUUCAAGCUUGAAUCAGAUUGCAAUACAACAGGGGUCACAAGAAACACAAUUCCAAGGAAACGUAGACUCAGUAAAUGAAAAUGAAUUUACCUUAAAUCAGCAAAAUCAAAGACGACCUCAGUCAAUGAGAUCACCAUUCAACAACAAUGAAAGACUCCAUCAGUUCCAACAACAGAUAGAAAGUAAGAGAUUACUACAAUACCCACAACAGCAAAAUAAUGGUCGACCAACAACAGAUCAGUCGCAAGAAAGAGCCCAACAACGUCAACAAAUUCUAGAAGAGAAGCGUCUUUUGCAGUAUCCCCAGUCUCUGGGAAGAGCGGAAACCUUUUCACCUGAUAUAUCUGAAAACAAGCAGGAAGAUUCCCGUCUCUGGCAGUCUCCCGAGUCUCAAGGUGGAGAUGCAUCUUUGUUGCCUAAUGUUUCUGAUAACACCCAAGAAGAUUCUCGUCCAUUGCAAUAUCACCAAACUCAGGGCAGAAGUGAAUCUUUUUCACCUGAUGCAUCUGAAAACAACCAAGAAGAUCCUCAUCUCUUUGGCAAACACCAAUCACAAGGUAGUGGUGAAACUGCUUCACCUUUGUCAAACAGCAACCAAGAACAUUCUCAACUGUUGCAGUAUCGCCAGUCUCAAGGCAGGGGUGAUAUCUUUUCACCUGAUGCUGUUGACAAUAGACAAAGAGAAUCUAGUCUUCUGCACAUUGGACGUACUAGUGAACAAGCAAUACAAUCUUUUAAGCUGCAACAAGAGCAAAGGAUUCCAGUCCAGCCCAAUCAAAGACCUGCCAGUACGCAAAACCUUGUUGAUCGAUAUUUCAAGCCAGCUCAGUUAACUGAUACUUUCGGGCCAGGAAGGACCAGUAUCUACGAGAGAAAAAGACAACAAUCUCAACAACAGACGAAUGAUAACCGGUCAACAGGAUUUUAUCAAGUAGAUAACACUAAUAGUGAAAAUUUGGGUAUUUCACCAAACUCUGGCAUCCAGCAGCAGAACAGGGUGCAAAAUACUGGAGUAGUUUUCAGUUCAAUGAAUGAAAAUGAAUCAGCAAAGGUCCAAACACAAACUUCACUUCAAGGAAAUGAAAACAAUAAGAUGGAUCACGAAAGUCUGACUUAUCACGAGCAUCAAGAGGGGCAACAGCAACAAUUCAGCGAGCAAAUAAACCAGUGGCCAACAGAUUCUCAUACCGAUUCAGGAUUUCAUGGAUCACAUGCUGCUGAGGAAGAAAAGAAAGAUAAUAAGGAGAACUUUGCUAGGAUUCCGGGUCGAAUAAAUCCAUCUGGUAAUGAACCACAGCUACAAAGAACAAGGAUUAAUACAAAUACUUUUAGAACACAGACUACACUAGAAGGGUCUCAAGGGGUUAAUAAUUUCAAUCUCAAUGCAAAUAAUGCUGGCAGCCAAAAUAUACAAAACUAUGACCAAACAGCUGGUCAAAAUAAUGAUAACUAUCAAUCUUCAACAACAGAUCCUCAAAACAGUCAAUUGCAGACUAACCAGUUUUCGUCGAAUGAGAAUCAUGUCAACCAGUCAAAUAUUCAGAGAAUUCAUACAAGUAACAGGGCAGAACAAGGAUUUGAAACUAGUUUUGCCCAAGGAAAUACAUAUUUGCCUCAUCAGUAUAGCAGAUUCAGGCAAUCUAGAUUACGGCAAAAUCAGAGUGGGAGAUUCCAGUCAAGAAUUCAAAAUAAUGGUGGCAACACAGGCUUCACAAGCAAUUCUGUAAGAAAUGAAGACCAGUUUGGCAGGAGUGGUCAGCAAUCUCUAGUAAAUGAGGGACAUAUAAGCGGAACAACAAGCUCCCAAAGUGAAUCUGAAGCUCAGGAUGCAGGUCUUAUCUCAGGGGUCCUCAACGAAAGGCAAAACCAAAACUUUGGAAUUGAUCAAGGGCAACAGUUCUCUGGAAGGGAUCACGACAUAUCUGACCAAAUAUCAAAACAAACCCUCACUUCAGGAGAAGCUUUUGAUACUCAACAAUCUUAUUCACAAGGAAAUGAACAUCUUCAGUUUAGUAACACACAGUUUUCAAGUGGUAAUCAACACAGUACUGCAAGUUCUACAUCAGAGGAAGAUCAGCAGAGUACCUUAACAUCAAAUUCGCAACAGGGUCAUAUUUUCAACACAGAAAAGCAGACACAACAGAGAUUUUCAGGCUCCCAUAGUAAUGCAGAAGGAAACAAUUUCCAGUCCCAAGAUAACAAUGGCAAUUCUCAAGAACAGCAAGUUCUUAACUUCCAAACAUCAGACGGUACAAUAUCAUCUGGAAACUUCCAGACACUCCAGCAGAAUUUAAAUCAAGAUUUCCAGCAACAAAAAGUGGAACUGGAGGCUGAAAGGAAGACUUCAUUUGACCAAAGAAGAUUUGGUGCAAAUUCUUACUCUUCUCAGAGGAGGACUCAGCUAUCUUCUAGUCAAAGGUACCUCCAAGAAGCUGGAAUUUCCUCACAGAACCAAGCGGAUCAGAAUUCCCCUUCAAUUGAGCAAAAAAAGAUCUCCAAUGCCCAUGGUCAGCCAGGAUUUACCUUCCAAAGGAACUUGAAUCUUUCAAAUAGGUUCUCAAACCAAAAUGUUGCUGAACAGUCAACAAACAGAGGCAUUCAAAUUGAACAAAGUUCCUCGAACAAUCAAAAUUACCGUUCUCAAAACCAAGAACAGUUGCAGCAAGCCUCUGACACCUUCCGUAACGAACAGAAUUCAGCCAGAUCUGACCAACGUACGUUCAGCCAGCAGCAGCAAAUUGAUGACCGUCGCCAGAGCUCAUUUUCUACUGUGCUGAGCAGAGGUAACCGCAAAUUCCUCGACACUUUUGAAGGCUUGAACACAGGAGAGCCAAACAAGAACGUCCUAGAAAGAAUUGCCGCAGUUCUCCAAGGAAAGGACUAUACCAAUGCCCAGACUGAUUCUGUUAAACUGCAGAGGAUCUCAGGUAGCCCGAGACUGACUGAGAUUCCAGAAACAGGAUUCCGCUGUGAAGGCAGAGUGUCUGGGUACUACGCUGAUUCCCACGAACUUGCCAAGUGCCAGAGUUUCCACUUCUGUGGAGUAGAUGGAACCAAAAUAAGCUACUUGUGUCCAGCAGGUACCGUGUUCAACCAGCGUCUCCUGGUAUGCGACCACGUCUUCCGAGUGGAGUGCAGCAUCUCCGCCGAUUACUACUACGUGAACGAGAGGUUAUAUGGGGCCAAUGUCCACGAGUCCCUCCAAGACGGUUCGAGGGUCUUCAGCAGAUUCGGGAGGAGGACUUAGGAGGGCGCCGAGAGGGCGUGCCCUAGCAUUAAUUAAAAGGGAGGGGAAGGGGAGGGGGAAAUGGGUGGGGAUAUGCAGGUAAACACUCAAAAUAAGGGCUUGCGUAUGUCAGAUCACACAGGUCCUUCAUUAUCUCCGAGGCGUCCUUUCGACUCAAAUAGGAUGGGUUCCGGAGGGUUUAUAGAGCUCGUCCUGAGCCCGACUCAAGCUAGCAAUCAAUAUUUCAAAGCGAUAUUACGAAUCAGGAUGAUAAGUACAAAGCCGACAGAUUUUUAAAAGUCGACAGAUUCAUAAACUCAUAAUGUUCUUAGUCAAAGUUGGGUACUUCAAUAACGAUGUCUGAUAAAGCUAGUUAUUAUUUUAAUGGUGGUCUCUGUGUGAGUUACAACAUUCAAAUAUCUAUCUGAGUUGAUGUUACAUAACGAUUUUCGUCUACCCAGAUAUUUUUGAUAAUGCUUUGAGACAAAAUAUAAAAACUGCAAUAGACGAGCUUUGUUAAAGUAAAAAUAAAUAAA
This is a messenger RNA of Macrobrachium nipponense, 5441 nucleotides long. RefSeq lists its product as uncharacterized. Bases 61 to 4926 code for a protein of 1621 amino acids. Gene Ontology annotation, cellular component: extracellular region. Gene Ontology annotation, molecular function: chitin binding. The record is from RefSeq and is a predicted model, not a curated record. The transcript has 5 exons. Lineage: Eukaryota; Metazoa; Arthropoda; Malacostraca; Decapoda; Palaemonidae.